AUGGUCGCGUACCUGUGUCUCUGCUUGUGCUACUUCACGUCCUACUUCGACAUGAACGCAGUGACGACGACACUGCCGACCAUCGCGUUACUAGGGCAGACUGCAUUUCAGCCGCUCUACGGUCGACUGUCCGAUGUAACGGGACGUAAGCCCAUCCUUCUUGUCUCGGUCACGUGCACUAUGGCUGGCGGACUGCUAUGCGGUUUUGCCCGCAGCUCAUCUUGGCUUUACACCGCUCACGUGCUAAGCGGCAUCGGUGGUGGAGGCAUCAGCUCCCUUGUCGCCAUUAUCGUGAGCGACCUCCUCAGUCUGAAGGAACGUGGUAAGUACCGGGGCAUGAUCAACCUGGCCAUAGGAGUCGCCGCCACGGGUGGACCGUCUGUAGCUGCCAGUCUCGUACGUUACCCCAUCUUGGCGGCUUUUUGUCUGGUCUUGUUGCUACUUUUCUUGCCCCUCAAGCCGGUUACGAGUGGGUGGCAAGACAAAGCUAAGAAGAUUGACUGGCUUGGGAUUGCGGCAUCUUUCUUAGGUAUUAUCAUUUUUCUUAUACCCAUCAAUUCGGGCGGCAGCAUCUGGCCGUGGCGCAGUGCAUACACCAUACCUAUGAUCAUCAUCGACGUCUUUUGCCUCAUUGUAUUUGCUCUCUACGAGGGAUACUGGGCGAGGCUGCCUAUUAUGCCGUGGCAGCUCUUCCAGCGGUGGUUUCCGAGCGCGACCCUCAUACUACCUUUUCUUCUAGCUCAACGCCUUGCUGGCGCAUCGUCCGGCUCUAUUAUGUCCAAACUUGCUCGAACCAUCCUCCGCGUCAGGUUCUUGCUUUGGUCUCUUAGGGCCGAUCUGAAGCUCGUCUUCUCACGCACAACUCCACUGCCUGCGUACUUAGUAAUUUUAGCGAUUGAGGGGGCAGGCGUAGACUCUGUGCACCAGCCGGGCCUUGUAGCUCUCCAGACCCUGAGCCGGCCAGAGGAUCGCGCCGUGGCCACUUCUACUCGCAACCUGCUACGCUUUCUCGGUGGUGUGGCUAGCAUUGCUAUUUCCAUAGCGGUCCAAUAUAGGCUAACCCGCACAGUGAUAGAUGGAGGUUGGCAGGCUGGUGCUUCUGCUACGGUUGGACACGACACGGCCAUCUUAAGCGCACGCACGAAAGGUUUCCAAGCCGUUUUCGCCCUUCUUGUGUCUUUUAUAAAACUACGUUUGUUUGACAGUCUUUUAUGUUAG
Bipolaris oryzae ATCC 44560 is the source of this 1218-nucleotide messenger RNA. RefSeq lists its product as uncharacterized. Bases 1 to 1218 code for a protein of 405 amino acids. The transcript has 8 exons. Gene Ontology annotation, biological process: transmembrane transport. The record is from RefSeq and is a predicted model, not a curated record. Gene Ontology annotation, molecular function: transmembrane transporter activity. Lineage: Eukaryota; Fungi; Ascomycota; Dothideomycetes; Pleosporales; Pleosporaceae.